Molecule: messenger RNA, 1222 nt
Organism: Chara braunii
Lineage: Eukaryota; Viridiplantae; Streptophyta; Charophyceae; Charales; Characeae
Source: the annotation of a GenBank genome assembly
GUGAGGCGUCUGCUUUGUGAGAUCUGACGGCGCGUUUUUKGGGACGACAUGRACGRCAUGGAUUCUGAUGAAGACUUACGGCGUGGUGCGGUUGAGUGGUUGCAGAUUAUUGAAGAAGGCGGUCGCCGUCUGCAAGAGGUCGUGGAUAUUCUGCUUGCGAGCCAGGGGGGUCAGUUAGGGACUGUAGGGGGGACGGUUUCACUGGCGCCAUGGCUGGAGGACAAGAUGCAGGCCAUGCUCGACGUUAUUUGGGAGUUGGAGGAGGGGCCGGCUCCUCCAAUCGACGAGUUUGUGGAUUGGCAUCGAGCUGGCCAACUUAUGCAUGGAUGCUACGACAUCUUCAGGAUAGGGCAGGAUCGUUGUGCUACUCUGGAGGAAGGAUUGUUGGGCUGCUCCGGCGGAUUAACGCCGACAUCGCCAGCGACAACAAUUGAGGAAAUCAGCGGCAACAACAACUUCUACAUCGACAACGAAUGCGAUGACAACAAGAACAAUGACAUCAUCAACAGAGGCAACAAUGGCCUCAACAUGAAUAACGAGUGCGAUGAUAAGGACAACAAUGACAUCAUCAAUAGCUGCGGGGGUGGUAAUAACACCAACGAUGAUGCCGACAAAAACAACAACAACGACAUCAACAACAACGACAACAAUCAGUUUGAAGAUAUCAAUUGUAUCGAGGAUAUCAAUUACAACUUUUUUGAGGUAACGAACGAUAACUGUGGACAUAAAAUCGACAAGAAAGAGACCGGCGACAAUAACGGUGUUACUGUCGGCGUCGCUGACAAUGAUAGCACCGAUAAUAUUCACAGCAACGAUAGCCAUGGUGAUGGCGAUGAGGCCAAGGAGGAUAUGGAGAUUACCCGCGGAUGCAGUGGGGCGUUUAGAACAGCUGAUUGGCAGCGGAUGGGCGUGGGGUAGUUCGUGGUGUGUGGAGUUGCCCGGUCCGCAAUUCCACUCAGGAAGGGGUGGUGGUAGUUCCUCACGCGGUAGGGGGAUCGGUUAGGGUUUCCGUUGUCUUCCUGGUUCGUGAUGGAUGAUUGCUAUACUGUGUAGGAUGCUUGUUUUCCAGACUGCUUGAUGUGGAUGCCCGUCAAUAGUUGUGUAUUCCCCCCCGCCUGUGUGUGUUGUUGAAUGGCUUACGCUUCGACGGAUGGGGUAGCGAAGGUAUGGUUUAUGAGCAGUUAAUCCUCUCCUUGGAGGGCAAUCAAUGCUGCUCAUCAUC